Molecule: messenger RNA, 1737 nt
Organism: Diatraea saccharalis (sugarcane borer)
Lineage: Eukaryota; Metazoa; Arthropoda; Insecta; Lepidoptera; Crambidae
Source: the annotation of a GenBank genome assembly
CGACUAACCCGAACUGUUCUGUUAUUUUUAUUGAUAACGUUAUAAAAAAUCUACGGCGCUAUGCGUAUAACUAUCAAAUCUCUGAUGGAAUAUGAAUCAUUUGAUUAUUUAAAAUUGAUUGAUUUAUUUUAAAUUCUUGAUUAAUUCAAGUUUACACACAUAAUGAAUUAAAGUAUAAACAUGACUGUUAUUUUAUCGUUAUAAUUUAUAUAGCGUUUUAACGUGUUUUUUUACGCAUCACUCAUUGUCAAAUCAACCGAUGCGCGUUACAUUCGUAGAGGGCAUUCUACUUUAAAUAUCAUUAUAAGUUGUUCACUCAUCGACCAUGGCGUGCUGCAAAGGCCCGGGAUAUGCGUCUCCUUUGGAGGCGUUCACCAAAGGCCCGAGAGAGGAACUUUUGUACGUGAUCUGUGUGCAGCCAGACGCUACAAAACAAGACUACUUGGCUACAGUAGACGUGGAUCCGAAGUCACCUACUUACUGUCAAGUUAUAAGCGGGGAGGAGAUGAGGUCAUUUGACUGCACUUUCCCACACACAACACACUGUUUGGCAACAGGGGAAAUCAUGAUCUCAACUAUGGGAGAUAAGAAUGAGAACGGCAAAGGCGAUUUUGUGCUCAUCGACUCAAAAACGUUGAAAGUGACAGGUACUUGGACUAAAGGGGAAAAACGAGCGAAAUUCGGAUACGAUUUUUGGUAUCAACCUUAUUACGACGUCAUGAUUUCUUCGGAAUGGGGAACUCCAAAAUAUUUUAAGACCGGGUUCCACCCCGAUGAUGCGGCAAACCCAGAGCGAUACGGCACGUCGCUUAACGUCUACAAAUGGUCUACGCAUGAAUUGCAACAAGUCAUAGAUUUGGGUAAAGAAGGCACCGCACCGCUAGAGAUCCGAUUCCUGCACGAUCCCAAAGCCGCUCAAGGAUUUGUCGGGUGCGCUCUGGAGGCUAACGUUUACAGGUUCUACAGAACGGCUGAAGGAACAUGGAAAACCCAUAAAAUUAUCGACGUACCAGCAAAAAAAGUUUCUAAAGACGGCGUCGAAUCCAAGCUUAACGGUCUAAUGUCCGACAUUCUUUUGUCUCUGGAUGAUAAGUACUUAUACUUAUCGUGUUGGCUCCACGGCGACGUGAGACAAUACGAUAUAUCGGAUCCUGAAAAUCCUAAGCUGACUGGGCAGAUCUUCCUAGGCGGGCAACUCCUCAACGGAUACAAACUCGUAGAAGACAAGGAGCUAAAGGAAUCUCCUAAACCAGUGACAGUAAAGGGCAAGCGAUUACACGGAGCGCCCCAGAUGUUACAGCUGUCUUUAGAUGGGAAACGCUUAUAUGUGUCAACAUCACUGUUUUCACCGUGGGAUAAGCAAUUCUACCCGAACAUGAUUGAACAGGGCGGAUGGAUAGUGAAGUUAGACGUAGACAUUGUUAAUGGUGGUUUCAAGUUAGAUCCGGACUUUUUGGUGGAUUUCGGCGCCGAACCAGAUGGUCCAGUAUUGCCACAUGAAAUGAGAUACCCUGGAGGAGAUUGCACGUCAGAUAUUUGGCUAGCCAAAGAUUAAGAAUAAAUAUGAGCAGUUUCUUUUAUGUCAGCAAAAUAUACCUAUUUUUAUGUCAAAUUGAAUUAAAAUGUAGUUACUUCAAUAUUGUACAACAUAAUGUAAUAAAAAUAUGUGAAUUGGAAUUUUUGUACAAAGCAAUAUAUCUGAAUAUACGUAAAAUAUAACAAUAUGUAAUUUAUACU